Molecule: messenger RNA, 1521 nt
Organism: Leopardus geoffroyi (Geoffroy's cat)
Lineage: Eukaryota; Metazoa; Chordata; Mammalia; Carnivora; Felidae
Gene: RNF212
Product: ring finger protein 212
Exons: 11
Coding region: 85-978 (297 amino acids)
Biological process (GO): homologous chromosome pairing at meiosis; reciprocal meiotic recombination; protein sumoylation
Cellular component (GO): synaptonemal complex
Molecular function (GO): SUMO transferase activity
Source: RefSeq, a predicted model, not a curated record
CCUCUGCCCGCGGCGGGAGGCGGCGUGUGGGCCUCUUGCGGGCCUGGGCUUCUGCGCGGCGGCGGCGCGGACGCCGGGUUCGACAUGGCCAGUUGGGUGUUCUGUAAUCGCUGCUUCCAGCCGCCGCACCGGACGUCGUGCUUCAGCCUGACCAACUGCGGCCACGUGUACUGUGACGUCUGCCUGGACAAAGGUAGAAAGGGCGAGUGCUUGAUUUGUAAAGUGCCUUGUCGCACACUUUUACUUUCAGAACACACGGACGCGGACAUCCGGGCGCUGUUCGCGGGUAUAGACGACCUGUGUAGGAAGUACUCGAAGGAGACCUUCCAGGUUUCAGAAUUUCAAGAAAAGCACAGAAGGAGACUGUUGGCCUUCUAUAGAGAAAAGAUCUCAAAGCUGGAAGAGUCCCUUCGGAAGUCAGUGCUGCGGUUGGAACAGCUGCAGGGGCGCGUCCCAGGUGGUGGUUCUCCCGCACCUGACUCCUCGGGGUCCAGAUCUGCCUGUUCUGCCCGGCCUGGGCCAGGGGGGUUCGUCCCGUCCCGCGGGCGGGCUCCGCACACGUUCCCCGGGGGAGCGCCCCUCCCAGACGGCAUCUGCCAGUCCCCCCCCUCCCCGCCAGAGCAGGAGGAGCCCAGUAUGAGAUUGUCACAGCAGACAGCUUUCAGCACAAUAAAAACUCCAGUUUCGACUCCUUCGGCCCGGCCAGGCGGGCACCUCCGGCCCCCUGACUCGUCAGCCUCCAACAGGGUGGAGUCCAUGCAGGUCGACCUCACUCCUUCCCCAGCGAGAAAACCUGAGGUCACGGCUGGCCCGGCAAGAAUCUCUCUGAUCAGCCCGCCUCAUGAUGGACGCAUGGGAAUUAGGCCGCGCACCCAUCGCAACGUACUUGACGUGAAAGCUGACUUAACUGUGGUGAGAUUCAGCAACACUGUCCCCCGACACCCCUCCCCUGCUGCGUGCCGUCUCGUUGACGUAUAACCACGUGUGCUGUGUGGACGCAUACGGCAUCCACAGGUGUUACCCAGGAACACGGCACGCGAAUGAUUUUAAACUCCCAUUGCUUGAGGGUCUUGAGACAAAGGCACACGUACACACCCUUUACUUGACCACCUCCGGGGCUUCGUUACUGGCCACUCUCCUUUCCCUUCGGCCUGAAGCGCGCUGUCGUCGUAGGGCAGGGCAGCUGGCGGUGGGUUCUCCCGGUCUCUGUCCACGUCUGAGUGGCUUCACUUCGUGUGCAUCUCGGAGGCUCGCUUCCCUGGACGUGGCUCCGUGGGCCGCCGCUUCCAGCCCGUGGAGGUUCCUGCUGCCGCCCGGCGAGAAGUCGGCCGUGAGUCAUGCUGCCCUGGGCCGCCCUGGUUUCCUCCUCGAGCGGGGAGCCCUCCGGCCUUGUCGUCUUAAGACGAUCUCGUCUCUCAUGCGGGAGCCGGCUCGGCACCGCCCGCCCCCGGCUGUCCCCACCUCGCUGUGCCACCACCCGGUCCACGUGUGGGUGCCGGCUGCCCCCGUGGGCUGGCCGUG